Molecule: messenger RNA, 732 nt
Organism: Ornithodoros turicata
Lineage: Eukaryota; Metazoa; Arthropoda; Arachnida; Ixodida; Argasidae
Exons: 2
Coding region: 1-732 (243 amino acids)
Source: RefSeq, a predicted model, not a curated record
AUGGAAGACAUGGAGCGGCUCAAGAAGCAACGGAAGUCCGAAAGCUUUCUGGAAGGCAAAGCGAAUACUCUGUUGCAAUUGAACCGCGAGAUCCAGGCUGUCGCCCCUGAGGAUUUACUGGAAGCCGAAUGUGACGACUGCGACAGGUAUCUUGAGCCCAUAACAGAAACUACCGUGCUUGUCAGAAGUGCUCUGGCCUCAAUCGUGUUGCUAUCGCCUGCUUUACCGUCGAGCACAGCCAGUACUACUUCACAGCCACAGUCAUCGGGCGACACCGCCAACUCCUUGCACACCCCCAAUGUAUCGGGCGACGGAGCAAGUUUGCCGAAGCUAAGGAUCGAUAGUUUCAAUGGUGUUGUCUCCAUGUGGCAAGGAUUUUGGGACCAGUUUCGUGCGAGCAUACACGACAACCCCCGACUGUCUGCUGUCACGAAGCUCAAGUACCUGGUGUCUCUUCUCACAGGACCGGCGGCUCGAUCCAUCGCAGGUUUGGCAAUCACCGACGCCACUUAUUCAACAGCAGUCGACAUGCUAAAGAAGCGAUUUGGUAGAGAUGACCUUCUGAUCAGCCAGCAUCUAGACUCGCUUUUCGACAUCAAAGGUCUCAAGUCUAUGGAUGACGUGGCGGGGCUGCGAACUCUGCACGACGCGGUAUCCAUUUGCAUUCAGGGAUGGCUGCUGCUGCAUCGUGGAACCAUAGUGUACAUGUCGCGAGUAGGACGCUAUAUCUAA